ACAGUACAUUGUGGCAGUCAAUCCUGUAAACAUGAAACUGAUCUUCCUCGUCUGCCUCGCCGCCGUGGCCGCCGCCGCGCCUCGCCCCCAGGACCAGCCCCCCGUCGCCAUCCUGCGUGACGACCGCCACGACGACGGCGACGGCAACUUCAAUUACGCCUUCGAGUCCGAGGACGGCAUCAGCGUGUCUGCCGCGGGGGAGCCGGGCGCGGCGGGCCAGAGCAACAUCCAGGGCUCGUUCAGGUUCACCCUCCCCGACGGCACCAUCGCCGAGGUCUCCUACACCGCCGACGAGGAUGGCUUCAGGCCUGAGUCCGACCUCCUCCCCAUCGCCCACCCCCUCCCCGCCCACGCCCUCGAGCAGAUCCGAUUCGCCGAGGAGCAGCGCGCCGCCGGGGAGGUCUUCGAAAAGUAGGGCUGAGUUUGCUGACUGUGAUGCUGCAGAAAGACUGAGGAAGAUCAGUGUGCUGUGAAGAACACUUUAUCUUCUACUCUCUAUAUCGAUUUUUUGUUAUUCACGAGAUGUAAUGGUUAGCAUGAAUAAAAUUACACGUUGCUUCUAA
This is a messenger RNA of Penaeus indicus, 563 nucleotides long. Its product is annotated as cuticle protein AM1199-like. The record is from RefSeq and is a predicted model, not a curated record. Lineage: Eukaryota; Metazoa; Arthropoda; Malacostraca; Decapoda; Penaeidae. The coding region runs from base 32 to 415 and encodes 127 amino acids. Gene Ontology annotation, molecular function: structural constituent of chitin-based larval cuticle. The transcript is spliced from 3 exons. Gene Ontology annotation, cellular component: chitin-based extracellular matrix.